Molecule: messenger RNA, 789 nt
Organism: Echinops telfairi (small Madagascar hedgehog)
Lineage: Eukaryota; Metazoa; Chordata; Mammalia; Afrosoricida; Tenrecidae
Gene: RABAC1
Product: Rab acceptor 1
Exons: 5
Coding region: 71-628 (185 amino acids)
Cellular component (GO): Golgi apparatus
Source: RefSeq, a predicted model, not a curated record
UGCGGAGGGGCGGACGGCGUCGGCGGCACUCCGGGCUGCUGACCGCGGUUCGGCUCCUCACCGUGCCGAUAUGGCGGCCGAGAAGGACCAGCACAAGGAUGUCGAAGCGGAAGGGCUGAGCGCCACGACCCUGCUGCCCAAGCUGAUCCCGUCGGGCGCGGGCCGGGAGUGGCUGGAGCGCCGCCGCGCCACCAUCCGGCCCUGGGGCCCCUUCGUGGACCAGCGGCGCUUCUCGAGGCCCCGCAAUCUGGGCGAACUGUGCCAGCGCCUCGUCCGCAACGUGGAGCACUUCCAGAGCAACUACGUCUUCGUGUUCCUGGGCCUCAUCCUGUACUGCGUGGUGACGUCCCCCAUGCUGCUGGUCGCCCUGGCGGUCUUCUUCGGCGCCUGUUACAUCCUCUACCUGCGCACGCUGCAGUCCAAGCUUGUGCUCUUUGGCCGAGAGGUGAGCACAGCCCAUCAGUACGCGCUGGCCGGAGGCGUCUCCUUCCCCUUCUUCUGGCUGGCUGGUGCCGGCUCGGCCGUCUUCUGGGUCCUGGGGGCCACCCUCGUGGUCAUCGGCUCCCAUGCCGCCUUCCACCAGAUCGAGGCUGUGGACGGCGAGGAGCUGCAGAUGGAGCCUGUGUGAAGUGGUGGCCUGGAGGACCGGCCACCCCACCCCCUCCACCCGCCUCCUGCACGCACGGCUCUGUUGCUGAGCCCCAAGGCCCCUUGCCCACCACAGACCCAGGGAGGGAUGGCAGCUCUGGGAAUAAAGCUGUUACUCCAGUCGUCAUUCCGCAAACACUC